This is a messenger RNA of Naumovozyma dairenensis CBS 421, 924 nucleotides long. RefSeq lists its product as uncharacterized. The transcript has a single exon. NCBI's taxonomy places the organism in Eukaryota, Fungi, Ascomycota, Saccharomycetes, Saccharomycetales, Saccharomycetaceae. Bases 1 to 924 code for a protein of 307 amino acids. The record is from RefSeq and is a predicted model, not a curated record.
AUGCCAUCUUUGCAGGUAUUUUUUGCCUAUGCAUCUUUUGUUCAAGCCGCCUUUCCCUUCUAUGACGAGAUUCGGUUGGGCCUGCACGCAGCUUAUUGGUAUUUCGAACCGGAGAGUCCAGUACUAACUGAUCUUGCGUUCUGGGGUUCUUUUGCAGAAGGUUCUAUUACUUCUGUUAGGGAGAUAAUGAACACAUGCCGCGUUUGCGAACAAGAUGACAAAGAACCAAACUGGGAUUGUAGAGAUUCAGCCCUUGCGUUGGUUAAAACAUUAGUAAUGAAUGUCAUAACGAUUUGUGUUGGCUGGAAACAUGCAGGAAGACCAAAUGGCUCUAUGGAAGGUGCUGAUACGACCGCUAUUGCGAAGCGGGACCUUAGCAAUCUUUGUAGUGCUGAUUCUGGCGAUUUUGUCCAAGAUUGUGUUGAUGUAUGGUUGACGGACUACCUCAACACAAACUAUCCAGAACAUUGGUCUGUCAUUGGAAACUCUUUAGUGAAAAGGGACGAAAACAUUGGAGGUAUUCAUGUAAAGAACCAUAAUGAUAGUAUGGUGUACCAUUUAUUAUUUAAGCCCAAUACAGUCGGAAAUGGUGCCGUGGCCAUGAAACCACUUUACCGAGAACAAUCUGGUAAUUUAACUAAACGUGAUUAUCCUCUAUAUGCCCCAUCUUGUAGCUCUUAUCUAGUGGCAGAUUACUGUGCGAAUCAAAGCAAAUGGGGUGGGGUUUAUGACAGUGGAGAAAUGGAAAAUAUGCUGAAUGAGAUUUAUACAAACGAUUUUGAUGGUACCUGGACAGCAGAUUACUAUAAAUUAUACACAAAAGAACAGGAUGAUAAAACUCAAGAUUGGGAACUUUCUUGGAGGACAUAUGAAGCAAAAGUCGGUAACUCAAUAUACUGGUCACAGUGUGACACAGGACAUUGA